This is a messenger RNA of Puma concolor (puma), 1521 nucleotides long. Lineage: Eukaryota; Metazoa; Chordata; Mammalia; Carnivora; Felidae. The record is from RefSeq and is a predicted model, not a curated record.
AUGACUGGCUUCCUUAGGCCUGAAGCCCAGAUGUGGGAUCUUCUGUUUGCAGGGACAGGAGCAGAACUUGGGGAAAAUCAGGGUGAAGAAGGGGAAUACAGUGAAGAGGAAAACUCCAAAGUGGAGCUGAAAUCAGAAGCCAAUGAUGCUGCUAAUUGUUCAGCAAAAGAAGAGAAGGGAGAAGAAAAGCCUGACACCAAAGGCACUGUAACUGGAGAGAGGCAGAGUGGGGAUGGACAGGAGAGCACAGAGCCUGUGGAGAACAAAGUGGGUAAAAAAGGCCCUAAGCAUUUGGAUGAUGAUGAGGAUCGGAAGAACCCACAUGGCUGUUCCGUGAGGAAAGGGCUCUUGAGGCCAUGUUCCUUCCCAGGCAAAACCAGGUAGAGGGAGAGUGCAAAACCCAAAGGGAGACAGCGAAAGCUAUGGAAGGAUGAGGGUCGCUGGGAGCAUGAUAAGUUCCGGGAAGAUGAACAGGCUCCAAAGUCUCGACAGGAGCUAAUUGCUCUUUAUGGCUAUGACAUCCGCUCAGCUCACAAUCCUGAUGACAUCAAACCCCGAAGAAUCCGGAAACCCAGGUUUGGGAGUCCUCCGCAAAGAGAUCCAAACUGGAUUGUUGAGCGACCAAACAAGUCCCAUCGCCAUCAGGGUCCUGGGGGCACCCUACCACCAAGGACAUUUAUUAACAGAAAUGCUGCAGGUACUGGCCGGAUGUCUGCUCCCAGGAAUUACUCUCGAUCUGGGGGCUUCAAGGAAGGUCGUGCUGGUUUUAGGCCUGUGGAUGCUGGUGGGCAGCAUGGUGGCCGAUCUGGUGAGACUGUUAAACAUGAAGCCAGUUACCGGUCACGGCGCCUAGAGCAGACUCCUGUGAGGGAUCCAUCUCCAGAAGCUGAUGCUCAAGUGCUUGGCAGUCCUGAGAAGGAAGAGGCAGCCUCAGAGAUUCCAGCUGCUGCUCCUGAUGCUGCACCACCAGCCCCUGACAGGCCUAUUGAGAAGAAAUCCUAUUCCCGGGCAAGAAGAACGAGAAUCAAAGCUGGAGAUGCAGUCAAGGUUGCAGAGGAGGUGCCCCCUCCACCUGAAGGGCUGAACCCAGCGCCUCCAGUCCCAGAAACUACCCCUUCUCCACCUGCUAAGACUGGAGCCUGGGAGGCUCCAGUGGAUUCAACUACAAGUGGACUUGAGCAAGAUGUGGCACAACUAAAUAUAACAGAACAGAAUUGGAGUCCAGGGCAGCCUUCGUUCCUACAGCCACGUGAGCUUCGGGAUGAAGGGCCCCAGCUCGGCCUCCGCGCUGAGAAGGCAGAGAGCCGCUGCCACCGCCUCCAGCGCUACCGCUGCAGCUCCCGCCGCCCCGCGCCGGGGAGCCGCCGCUGUCUGAGCCCGAUGCGCCAGACUCCUCGUCCUCCGUGUCCUGCGAAGCGCGCUGCCGCCGACGAUCCGCCAUUUUACGGAGAACGGCCGCCGCCGGCCAGCUCCUUACGUACCGCGCCCGUCGCAGGGGCUGCCGGGAGGCUUGAGAGCUAG